AUGGACCCACUUCUGUCGUCAUUGAACGAAAAACAACUUGAAUCCGUGGUCUUCGAUCAUGGAAAGGCAUUGCAAAUCGUCGCUGGACCUGGAACUGGUAAGACUAAAGUUCUCACAACGAGGGUAGCAUACCUGCUUUUAGAGAAAAGAUUGAAUCCAAGUGACAUUGUGAUCACAACAUUUACGAAAAAGGCAACUAUGGAAAUGAUCGAACGUAUUGGGGUUCUGCUCGAAGGAACUUCAAUAAACCCGAAAAGCUUGUGGAUAGGAACUUUUCAUUCAAUCUGUGCCCGUGUUUUAAGACAACACGGAUGGAGAAUAGGACUCCCGAAGGAUUGGAGGACGUUUUCUGAUAGUGAUACUGACCCCGUUUUUGCGAAACUGGUUGAUAAAAUGCCAGACCAAAUACGAGACCACGCCCACAGAUACGACAGAAAAAUCAAUCUUUUAAGACCCAAUUCCUCUCGUGACUGGGUGGUUCACCCGGCUGCAGUAAAAAAAAUGGUUUCGUGGCUGAAAUCUGAAGGCAUCACCGCUGAAGAGUACCGCGCCCGAAAUGAUCACGAUCCAGCACUCCUUCACUUUUAUGACCAGUACCAAGCUGAGCUUACAUCCCAGCAUGCAUUGGAUUUUGACGACUUGCUUCUUAAUGCUUUUAAAUUACUUGCCAAGCAGAGGUGUCUAUCGAACAUAAAGCAUGUACUCGUUGACGAGUUUCAAGACACAAACAGUAUCCAAUUGAAUUUAAUGUACCUUUUUGCCCGGGGCAGUGGGUCCCGCUCACAAGGCAUUACUGCCGUUGGUGACCCCGAUCAAAGCAUAUAUGGAUUUCGCAACGCUCUCGCUGGAAAUUUUCAAGAUAUGAUAACACACUGUCCAAUUCCCUGUUCACGUAUUGUUUUGGUGGAAAACUAUAGGUCGUCCCAAAAAAUUCUUACCACAAGCGAGAUGUUAAUUAAACAACAGUUAACGGGCCGUGAAGACCGACUUCCGCUGCGAGCUCAGUUUGACAGCAGUUUUCCUCCUGUCUACAUUGAAUUUCCUGCAAAAUUCUUGGAAUCGAGAGCUCUUGCUCGCGAAAUUUUAUACCUCCGCUCCUUGCCAAACCUUUGGAACUAUAACGACUUUGCCCUUCUGGUGCGGCACCGUCGACAAAUAAGGCCACUUGAGACCGCACUUAUUGAGCACCGCAUUCCCUACAAGAUUGUGAAUGGACGUGCGUUCUGGGAGUUGAAGGAAAUAAAUGGGAUGAUGGAUCUCUUGAAGUGCGUCUACUCAGAUUUCGAAAAGAAUGCAAUUCUUCGUGCUCUACAAUACCCUGCCAGAGGACUAGGCGCUGCAACCGCCAAAAAGCUAGAAACAAUUGUUAGUGAAUACGAUACGCCGUUUUCUGCAAUGAAAUCCGUAAUCAGUGGACCUUGCAAGUUCGAAAUUCCAACAAAGGCUGUUUCGGUCAUCCAAGAGUUUUUGACGCUUAUCACUGGCUGCAGAGAGCUUCUCAGUUCCGCGUCUGACUUUCAAGUAAUAAGCACCAUUUUUGAUGAGCUUUAUGAGAAAUCAGGAUUGCAGCAUGAAUAUUUGUACGUGGACGGUAAGAAGAAGGCUGAUGUGAAUUCACAAGGUGAUCCAAAUUUUGCAAACAAGCGGCAUCUCAACAUACAGCUUUUGAGAGAACACAUCGCCAACUUUAAGCCAAUGAACGAAGAUCUUGCUCAAAGAGAUGGACCCGGAGAUGACAACCCCAAAGGCACUAAGGAACUCAACAUACACGACGUGCUUAGGGAAUUCAUCGACUCAGUCAAUCUUUUCUCAACCGAAACAGAAGUUGAUGAGUCUCAGAUGUCAAAAAAGCAGAUACAAGAAAAAAAGAAGCGAGAAGAAGAAGGUUUCGUGACCAUUUCAACUAUUCACGGUGCUAAAGGUCUGGAAUGGCCUGUAGUUAUGAUACCUGGAUGCAUUGAGGGUGUCAUACCGUGCGUUUUCAAUAAUAAAGACGAUACAGACGAUAGUGAAAACGACUCUGAAUCAGAAGGUGCUAAAACAAGCACGACUUCCAACAGUCCGAGAAAAAAGAGGCCAAAAACCAACGAAGGAUCUCUGGAUGAAGAAAGACGGAUGUUUUUUGUUGCGCAGACCAGAGCCAAAUUUCUGCUUUAUCUUACAGCGACUUCCAGCAACGACUCAGAAUCAAAAUAUGAAUCCUCUAAACCAAGUAGGUUUCUUACCACUGAUCUGAUUAGCACCAUGUGUCAGGAGCAAAAAAUGUUCGAGACGAUGGAUUCUAUUGAAAAAUUGUACUCUGCAGUUGGUAGAUUAUUGCCGUCAGAGACUUCUUCAUUCUCCAUAAAUUCAUUGAUCAAGGAUUAUGCCAGCUUCAUUAAUUUUCGACGGGAACGAAUGAUGUGGAGAGGUAGUACUGUGAUCGAUACUGCAAGGCUUAAGCUAGACGAGAACACGAAUCAAGCCCCUACCUCACAUGGCAUAAUCACAGCUGCGACGUAUUUGAAGACGUCAUCAUCAGCAUAUUCCGGCUCAAACAAAGCGCCCUAUCAUUCCUUAACGCCCAGAAACCAGGCAACGACUAGAACUACAUCAGAUCUUAGCGCCUUCUCGGGUCAGCGACUUGCGCCGUCGCAUUCACUUUCUAGAAGUUUUUCGAAUGAUUCGGCGCCUGCUAAGUCAUAUGCACCCAAGAACUCACCGUCUAAGGUUAACAAAAGCCAACAAUCACAUUCAUUUGCUCCUAGGCCUGAGGUCAUCUCUACAAGUCCAACUACAUCAAUUCCAUCGAAUAAGAUUUCGGUGGAUGUAAGAAAAAAUGGGUCACACCGCGAAACUCAAGGUCUUCCCACCGUUAUCAAGCGAGCUGGUCGCAAAUAUAGGAGAAAGAUAGUUGCAGAUUCUAUUGACUUGGGAGAUGCUCCUUGCGGUACCGAUGAACCAUUCACACCUAGAGAGACGCUCAACAAAACUACAGAGAACAGUAAACACGCUACUGAUAGGGGCUCAUUACACAAAUCGAAAACUCCUUUCAAAGCUGAAGAGGGAGUCGAUGUUGCUGGCGGGACCGGCGCGAAACUAAGUGGUGCAAUUCCAACCACAGGUAGUAAACGACUCAAAAGCCCCGAGAAGAGUUCUCAAAAGAAGGUCAAGCUAGAACCUCUCAACAAUGGACCUGACAUUAUGUCAAGGCUUACCAAGGCGAAGAAUAGGUCACUUGAGCCGAAGGACACCGUUAUCAUCAUUGACUGA
This is a messenger RNA of Lachancea lanzarotensis, 3252 nucleotides long. RefSeq names its product LALA0S08e06810g1_1 (gene SRS2). The coding region runs from base 1 to 3252 and encodes 1083 amino acids. The transcript has a single exon. Gene Ontology annotation, molecular function: hydrolase activity; ATP binding; 3'-5' DNA helicase activity. The record is from RefSeq and is a predicted model, not a curated record. Gene Ontology annotation, cellular component: nucleus. Gene Ontology annotation, biological process: recombinational repair. NCBI's taxonomy places the organism in Eukaryota, Fungi, Ascomycota, Saccharomycetes, Saccharomycetales, Saccharomycetaceae.